Molecule: messenger RNA, 1043 nt
Organism: Argentina anserina (silverweed cinquefoil)
Lineage: Eukaryota; Viridiplantae; Streptophyta; Magnoliopsida; Rosales; Rosaceae
Product: stress-related protein-like
Exons: 1
Coding region: 94-732 (212 amino acids)
Source: RefSeq, a predicted model, not a curated record
ACAACUCACAUCGAGAAAUAUACAUCCUUCAUUGCUCAUUAUCUGCCAUUUUAGUUCUAACACAAAGAAAUCAACCGAGGAGAAGCUAGAAGCAUGGCUCAAGAGGACUCAGCCACGCAGCAAAAACAGAUGGCGGAGGGGGUGGAAGAGCAGCAGCUCAAGUACCUGCAAUUUGUUCAAGUGGCUGCACUUCACGCUGCGGUCCACCUCUCGAAUGCUUAUGGUUAUGCCAAGGAGAAAUCCGGUCCUUUGAGGACCAGCAUUGAGUCUGCGGAGGGAGCUCUGAAGACAGCUGCUGGACCUGUGUAUGACAAGUACCAGGCUCUUCCGGCUGACCUCCUCGCUUUCGUUGAUGGCAAGGUCGACGAAUCUGUGACCAAGGUGGCGUCAUCCUAUGAAGACACUGCUCAGAAAGCACCAGAAAUAGCUCGAGCUGCUGCACUGGAGUUCAAGCAAAGGAGCACAAGUAUGGCGAAGUCGGUGUACUCCAAGUAUGAACCGAAAGCCAAGCAAUGUGCUGUGUGUGCUUGGAGAAAGCUGAAUGAGCUACCCGGGGGACCAAAGGUGGCUGAAGUCAUUGUACCAACUGCUGCAUAUUGUUCUGAAAAGUACAACCACACUCUGAGUUGCGCCGCCGAGAAGGGGUACAGGGUUGCCUCCUAUAUGCCUUUGAUUCCAACAGAGAAGUUCGCCAAAGAUUUUGGGGGGAAUGUGCCUGAAGCUGUUCAGUGAUUCUUUACUUCAUUGCUGCCUUUUUCCUAUGUUUUACAAUUUGUGAUGUUUUAUGGCCCAUUGUAACAGUUUAUUCAACCUUUAUUUGAGUAGCGACCAUUGUUAUUAGGGACAUGGUUAUCAUGCUUUGAAAAAUUCCAUAUUACCUAAUAGUCUAAUACCAUUGAUAUUUUGAAUUUGAAAGUAACCAUUUGUUUGUCGGCUAGUAAACCAAACCUCUCUAGCAGCCGGAACUAGGAAGUCUGCAUUUAUAUCCUUCCAUCAGUCUCAAUCAGUCUGGUGAUACAAGGAAAUGCGAGUUAGAUUUCAGA